UAAGACUACACGUAAGCUAUAUAGCUCAUUGCGAUGAAUGACUCAGAAGACGACGACAUCCCGUGGCCUGUCGGAGUUUCGACUGGCGGCAACAUCGGACCGCUCUGGCACCUUUCCUACUUCUCUCACCUCUCUGGCGUCUUUGCUGGAGUCGCGGCGAACGUAAUCUUCAUCGUCGUCAGCCAAGAAGUCUUCAAGCAGCGACCCACCCUCCCGAAUCUCCUCUUCAAGUACCUGGCGUUCGUUGAUGUCCUGAACUGUUGCUUUGGACUUGUGCCGGUCAUUCUCGCGCACCAACUUAGGAUCUUCACCAAGGAGGUGUGCGCGUUCCAUGGCACGGUCCUGACGUCUCUUAGCGUCGAAUCUCAAAUGAUCGUUGCCUUGAUGUCCACAGAGAGGUACUCCUCACUCGUCCAUCCUUUCUUUUACACGGAAUAUCUUGCUGGCAACCACAGGAAUAUAGUCAUAGGCUUACACGUGCUGUUUCUAUACGCGACGGUCUCGGCGAGUUUGCCGCUGUUUGGUUUAAACAGAAACGUGCCGCAUCCGCCGAACUCGUACUGCAUGUUCGACUGGGCUGAUCGAACGCCGAAAGGUCGGCUUGUGGUGUACCUGAACCUCUUGAAUCUGUCCACGUGCCUGCUCGUAAUCGUGAUCAUGAACGCGGCCGUCGGUGUGCACAUGUACCGGUCCAGAAGACUCCGACCGCAGAUGCCGAGGCGUCUAUCCACGCUUAGAACUGAACGCGAGCCGCCGGCUGACUCACGCGACAGACAGCUACAGCUACAGAUGACCAAGCUGACCCUGGUGGUCGCAGUGGUGUUCUUCUGUUGUUGGUUUCUCUUUGCCCUCCGUAUCUUGACCAAUCAGCUUGGCGUGUGGACAAACGAGGGCGUUGAUUGGUUGGCGUUUUGCCUGAUGACGUUGAACAGCGUCAUCAACCCUUUCCUCUACGUCAUCAUGUGGAAACCCUACCGCAAAGGAUGCUGGAUGUUGCUGAAGACCUGUCUACACUACAUGACUUGUACCUUAGUCAGACAGCCGUCAUUGACUCUAUCUCAGUCGGUUGUAGCGUGA
This is a messenger RNA of Branchiostoma belcheri (Belcher's lancelet), 1077 nucleotides long. Its product is annotated as prostacyclin receptor-like. Gene Ontology annotation, cellular component: plasma membrane. The transcript has 2 exons. Gene Ontology annotation, biological process: inflammatory response; adenylate cyclase-activating G protein-coupled receptor signaling pathway; positive regulation of cytosolic calcium ion concentration. Gene Ontology annotation, molecular function: G protein-coupled receptor activity. The coding region runs from base 34 to 1077 and encodes 347 amino acids. The record is from RefSeq and is a predicted model, not a curated record. NCBI's taxonomy places the organism in Eukaryota, Metazoa, Chordata, Leptocardii, Amphioxiformes, Branchiostomatidae.